AUGCAUAACUUUGAAUUUGAUGAAAUCUAUGUGGGAAUCAUUGGUCUAAGAAGUUCAACAAUACAGUUGGGUUUAGCCAUAGAUCUCUUAUCUAGAGUACCUCUUUUGUGUGUUUCAAAGCUUAUGAGAUUACGCUAUGUACUUGCUGGAGAUCUUGCUUGUGUUCUUACCAUCCUUGGUUUGCUGGAUAUUGUGUUGACUUCUCUUCUGGGUAAGGAUGAGAAUAUGCAUCUAUGCAAGAUUGUGGCGAGGGAUUCGGGAAGGCAGAGCCUGCAGAAGGAUAGAUGGACUAUGGAUUGCAAGAAAGUGAUCUCUGAUCUAUGUGAUUAG
Molecule: messenger RNA, 330 nt
Organism: Dovyalis caffra
Lineage: Eukaryota; Viridiplantae; Streptophyta; Magnoliopsida; Malpighiales; Salicaceae
Source: the annotation of a GenBank genome assembly